AUUACCACUAUCAGUGACAAACUCACUUUCUAAAAUUCAUCAGAUGAUUUUGCAAGAAAAUAAAGUUGUUAUUGAACAUUUUUUGAUCACAAAGACAAUCUAACAGCAAUGUCCAGAGAUGUAGUGAGAUUGAAAGUGGUGGUAGCAGUCACGUGGUUAUCUCUCUUGUAAAGAAGAGAUUUUACAGUUUAUCAGUUUUCACGUGGAAAUGUCUCGUCGUAAAAGCAACCAACUGCCAAAUAACUUACCCCAACUUCAAAAUGUUAUCAAACGAGAUCCUUUAUCUUACAAAGAUGAGUUUCUACAACAAUAUCGCCAUUAUCAAUCAAACCUCGCAAUCUUCAAGAUAAAUCCAUUGCUUUCCAACCAAGUUUUUGAAGAUCUUGCUAUGUUUUUGAGUCAAGUUUCACAUUGUUAUACAAAUGAACUUGAAAAAUUUCCACAAGAAAUAAUUGAUAUUUUAACAAGUCAUUACAUGGUUAUGAAUCCAGAUGUACGGAUGACAUUGUGUAGGAGUUUGAUCUUACUUCGUAACAAAGGAUUACUCUCACCAACAAGUUUGUUAGAACUCUUCUUUCUGUUAUUUCGUUGCAAUGACAAACUUCUCAGAAAGACUCUGUAUACUCACAUUGUCAAAGAUAUUCGAAACAUAAAUGCAAAGCACAAGAACAACAAAGUAAAUAGUACUCUUCAAAAUUUCAUGUAUACAAUUUUGAAUGACAGUCAUGCUCUAGCAGCGAAAAAGUCACUUGAUGUUAUGAUUGAAUUGUACCAAAAAAACAUCUGGAGAGACGUAAAGACAGUCAAUGUCAUUUCAACAGCCUGUUUUUCACAUAUUACCAAGAUUUCAGUCACGGCUUUAAAGUUUCUACUUGAAAAAAAUCAGAAUGAUGACUCGGAAAGUGAAAGUGAGGAUGACAAGCCAACAGAAAAGCAACUCUUACUGGCCAAUCGAGUCCGCAAGAAAACAAGAAAAAGUGAAGCUAAGUUGAAAAUCGCCUUGAAAAAUAUGAAUAAACAAAAAAAGAAGCAUUCAAAAUGCACAACAUUUUCUGCAUUGUAUCUUAUUAACGAUCCACAAGGGUUUUGUGAAAGACUCUUCAAAAAACUGGGAAAUUCCACUGAAAGAUUUGAAGUUCGUGUUUUGAUGAUGAAUGUUUUGGCUUGUUUGAUCGGUGUUCACCAGCUGUUUUUGUUUAGUUUUUAUCCGUUUCUUCAAAAAUAUUUGCAGCCUCAUCAGAAAGAAGUAACCAGUAUGUUGACAUUUUAUGCUCAGGCUUGCCAUGAAUUAGUACCAUCUGAGAUUGUUGAGCCUGGCUUGAAAGCGAUUGUCAAUAAUUUUGUUACAGAAAGAAAUUCAAAUGAAGUAAUUGCUGUUGGUAUUAAUGCUGUGAAGGAGGUGUGCAUCCGCUGUCCACUAGUAAUGACUGAACAACUACUACGAGAUCUGGCUGCGUACAAGAAAUCAAAAAACAAAAGUGUUUUUAAUGCAUCAAGAUCGCUUAUACAACAAUUCCGCCUCCUCAAUCCCAGUCUCCUUCAUGAGAAAGACAGGGGUAAGAUGACUGUUCAAGAGAGAAAUGUUCGUCCUAACGAAUACGGAGAAAUGUCGUCAAAAAAUUAUGUACCCGGAGCUGAACUUCUGGACGAAAAUGAACAAAUAAAUGAAUAUGAUGUUGAGUCAAGUGAAGAUGAAUGCAGUGACAUCUUUCAAAAUAAAUGUGAUGACAACAUUGUUCAAGAAGAAUGCGGGGAAAAUACGAUAGAUAACGAAGAAAAGGAGUCAAAAGCGGCCAGAAUUAGCCAAUCAAAGAUUUUUACAAAUGAUGAUUUCAAAAAAAUGGAAGUUCAGAAAAUCAUACAGGAAGUUAACCCUCAUAAAAAGCGAAAACAUGAAAAUAUCGAAGAAACCACAGAAAGGAAAGAAUUAUUGCAUGUUGAAGAUAUAGAACAGAUUAUUAGUAAGAAAAAACGCAGUGAUAAGGAUGAAAGAGUUGCUUCAGUCAAGGCCGGUCGCGAUGGUGUUAAAAGAUCUUUUCAAAAGAAUCGUUGCAAUGAAUACACAAGUACAACAAAUAAGGAGAAAAAGAAAAACAAAACAUUCAUGAUGGUAAAACAUAAGGUUAAAGGAAAAACGAAAAAAUCUUUCCGUGAAAAACAGAUUGCACUUCGGGACUCGCUUUUAAAGAAAAAGAGAAAAACAAAGUUUUAACGCUUACUAUAAAACUAAAACCCUCUUAGAUUGUAUGCACAUGAUCAGAUAAUUAAAAUCAUAUGACAUGCAUUCUGAUAUGAAGGGAUUUCCUAUUAAAGGUCACCGUGUAAAAUUAUGUUUGAUUACAGAUACGGUCUUCCAUACACAUCUAUUCUUUGACACUCUCCUCUGUGUUCAGUGUUCUUGGAUCCAGGAUUCAUAUAAAAAAAUAAACGAACUGUGAUUUCUAAAUACUUCUGAAUAUAAUUAAAAGUGAAUGCAAUCUGAUAUCAUGUAUAAAAAUUAUAAUUCUGAACAAGAAAAUGGGUCAAAGUUUAAAA
Xenia sp. Carnegie-2017 is the source of this 2535-nucleotide messenger RNA. RefSeq names its product protein SDA1 homolog. Gene Ontology annotation, cellular component: nucleolus. The record is from RefSeq and is a predicted model, not a curated record. The coding region runs from base 209 to 2212 and encodes 667 amino acids. Gene Ontology annotation, biological process: ribosomal large subunit export from nucleus; ribosomal large subunit biogenesis. Lineage: Eukaryota; Metazoa; Cnidaria; Anthozoa; Malacalcyonacea; Xeniidae. The transcript has 26 exons.